This is a messenger RNA of Phyllostomus discolor (pale spear-nosed bat), 1724 nucleotides long. It is a transcript of the gene DNASE1L1, whose product is annotated as deoxyribonuclease 1 like 1. The record is from RefSeq and is a predicted model, not a curated record. Gene Ontology annotation, molecular function: DNA nuclease activity. The transcript has 9 exons. The coding region runs from base 335 to 1252 and encodes 305 amino acids. Gene Ontology annotation, biological process: DNA catabolic process. Lineage: Eukaryota; Metazoa; Chordata; Mammalia; Chiroptera; Phyllostomidae. Gene Ontology annotation, cellular component: nucleus.
GCGUCUUCCCUCGCCAGAUGCUGCUUGGAGGGAGUCCCAGAGCGGGGACUGAGUGCCGGGUCUGGGAGAAUCCAGCCCCGGGUUUGCACUCAAGCGCCCGCUCCUCCUCGCUGCACACCCUUGGCACAAGCAACUACUCAUUAACGGGCUGCUGCGCCUCGAUCUCUCUCUGUGACUCACAGGCAGGUGUUGUGAUUCCGUGGGGAGUCUCCAUCCGCUUACAGCUGAGGCAGGUGUGCAGACAAGCUGGUCUGUGCAGAGCCGAGCCCAGGUGGGACUGCAUCUCGAGGCAACCUGGAUUCCUCCAGAGGGUCCCAGUAGCGUGAACACAGCCAUGCGCUGCCCAGCUAUGCUCCUGCUCCUGGUUGGUGGGGUCGGGGCCUUUCGAAUCUGUGCCUUCAACACCCAGCGGCUGACACUUGCCAAGGUGGCCAGGGAGCAGGUGAUGGACACCUUAGUUCGGAUCGUGGCCCGCUGUGACAUCAUGGUGCUGCAGGAGGUGGUUGAUCCUUCUCCCAGUGUCAUCUCCCUCCUGAUUCGAGAGCUCAACCGAUACGAUGGCUCUGGGCCCUACAGCUUCCUGAGCAGCCCCUCUCUGGGGCGCAGCACGUACACGGAGAAGUACGUGUACAUCUACCGGUCGCACAAGACACAGGUCCAGGAUCACUAUGUGUACAAUGACGAGGAUGACGUCUUUGCUCGGGAGCCCUUCGUGGCCCAGUUCACUUUGCCCAGCAAGGUCCUUCCCAGCUUGGUGUUGGUCCCCCUACACACCACUCCGAAGGCUGUAGAGAAGGAGCUGAACGCCCUGUACGAUGUGUUUCUGGAUGUCUCCCAGCACUGGCAGAGCAAGGACAUGAUCCUGCUUGGGGACUUCAAUGCUGACUGUGGUUCACUGACCAAAAAGCGCCUGAAUGAGCUGGUACUGAGGACUCAGGCCGACUUCUACUGGGCAAUUGCCGAUGAGAAGGACACUACGGUGCGGGCCACCACCCACUGUGCCUACGACCGCAUAGUGCUGCAUGGAGAGCGCUGCCGGAGCCUACAACACAGGGCCGCAGCCUUCGACUUCCCCAGCGUGUUCCAGCUCACUGAGGAGGAGGCCCUCAACAUCAGUGACCAUUACCCCGUGGAGGUGGAGCUGGAGCUGAACAGGGCAGCACACCAGAUCCAGCCCCUCAGUCUCGCCACUCUGUUGCUGCCAUCACUGCUGCUGGUGCUGCCGCCACUCCUGCCCCCAAGCUGGGCUUGAUGGCCUGAACCUCACCCGGACCUCGGUGUCUGCUGCACACAGAUGUAGUGACGACAUUGUAUUUUGGGACUCAAACCCCAGCCUCUCCUGUCCAUCUGCCCUACAGCCAAAGCGACUCCUGAGGGGCUUCAACUGCAGCCCUCCUCCAUCCCCAGCCCUACCUUAUUGACUGGUUUGGGUCCUUUGGUUAAGCCUGUGCCUAGCAUUAGAAUGUGGAAGAGGAGGCAGGACCCUGAGGCUGAAGCCAUGGCACUCUUCCCCCAGGUCGUGUCAGGAGUGGGGGGGAAAGCAGGCAGGCUCUAGAGCUGAGGGAGGGGGAAAGGGUUCAGAAAAGGGAAUCACAACCUGUAAAAAAUGACAAGGAAACACACACUGAGGACAAAAAGCUACAUUACAGGGACACAUGUGCAUAGCAGAUAUAUCAAUGGACCACCUUUAUUGCACACAGGAUUCAUAUGAAUCAGUAUUAAGA